AUGAAUUCCCCUCAAACGAAGCUGAAGUUUCUUCCAGCUUGGGAUGACACAAAAGUGAUAAACAGUAUUUAGCAACAUUACAUUCUUUAUUCAUACACACUCCAUAAAAAGAAUUUGGAUACUUCUAAAAAAAUGGUUGAUAACUCUGAGCCAAUGAGCUUCAAGGAUAAACAAGAAAAGCUAAGUUAGACAAAAUCAAGAUUCAAGUUACAGCCUUUAAAUGUAACAAUAAAAAACAAGCCAGAAAGGAACAAAAAUUUAGAACAAGAUAUAGAAAAUGGAUCACUAAUAAAUAGGAUGUUGUAAAUUACUGAGAAAGGUUCUCUUUAUAAUAAAAACACAUUAGAAAAAUAAGUAUUCAAGCCAAACAAACAUAAUUUUGCAAUUCAUAGACAAAAAGAAGCAGAUAAAGUGAAUACAGAGAAUUUAUUUAUUCAUAACAGAUUAGAGAAGGUACAGUCGACUAUCAAUUUUAAUAAAUACGAAUAAUAGUAUGAUAAAUAUAAAAAGUACAAAGAUAACAUAACUAGAUCCUCUCGUCGAAUCUUUAACUGUUUCAUCAAAACUGAUUUUAACCAAGAGCUAUUAGCUACUACUUCCACUGCAUAUGGAAGGUUGAUUCAUGCAAAAACAACCACCAGUAGGAUGACUCCAACCCCAACAAUAGCAGAAAAAACAGUUCAAAAAAGUAAAUCCAAAAAAAAGAAAUCUAAACAUUCUAAGAAUAGUAAAUCUUAAGAAGAUCUCAAAUUCUUAAAGUUCCCUCAAGAUACUAGCUCUCCUAAUUAGAAUUCAUAGAUUAGUGGUAGAAUUCAAACAGAAAACUGUAAGGAAACAGAUCAUUUUAAUUAAGGAGAUACAGAAUAUAAAAGUAAGCGUAAUUCUCAAAUAACUACAAAAAGCGAUUAAAUAAAGCACUCAAAGAAAAACUCUAUAUCAGAAAAGUAAUAAUAAAAUGAAUAAAUAAACGAUGAUUAAGAUAUUAAAAUCAUGGAAGAAGAGAAGUAACUUCAGUCUCAAGAGGAUGAAUCUAAAAUAUAAACAGAUAAUUAAAAUCAAUAAAACGAAUAAUAAAAUAAUGUUUAAAAAGAUUUAAAUUAAAAGGAAUGA
Messenger RNA from Tetrahymena thermophila SB210, 1110 nucleotides. RefSeq lists its product as hypothetical. NCBI's taxonomy places the organism in Eukaryota, Ciliophora, Oligohymenophorea, Hymenostomatida, Tetrahymenidae. The record is from RefSeq and is a predicted model, not a curated record. The transcript has 6 exons.